UUACUAGUUUCGGGUUGCCAACCUCAGUGAAAGAAUACAUAACACCCGACACAGGCCAACUCUUGUUUCCCUCCCUCGUUGUGUGAAUUACAAAGAUACCUCAAUUUCUCCACCCCACGUACCUCGCACGCCCUCAUGAAUUCCAAUCCUUUUGGACUCUCAUUAUUGGCCUCUGCACUUUUUCAAAUUAUUAUAAUUAAUUAUUAUUAAUUUUUUUUUUCUAAGUUCUAAGAAUCUAAAAUCACCUCCUCUGCCGAACCAUUUUUGUCCCUCUGUUCGAUGCCAUCUCAGUUACCAUCAAUUUCUUCCUCCAUUCCGUCUGCCGCAAUUCGAGUCGUGAAAGUAAAGGAUCUGGGAAAUCAAUAUUGAGGUUCAUCAAUUAAAAGCUAAAUAGUGGCGGCUUUCUGUUUUUGCCAAUAACUGAUUGAUUCAAAGUCCCCACAUGGUAAAGUUUAAAUCCACUUUUCCCUUUCGGUUGUAAUAGCAAAAGUCUAAUAUUUUGAGAAUUUCGAAGCAUUUUCAAUGCCAGAAGGGUGCUUCUACUAUUUUAUAGACAUUACGAAGACCCAGAGGUUUAAUUUUGGUCUAGUAUUUAUAUAAGAUGCAAUCAAGGGUCGUGCCACUGGAGGAAGGCAAAGACCCUGGAGGUGUAAGCAGGACAAACCAAAGUAAGGCAUUGCCGCUGAGACUUCUUCAGCUUUUUGUUCUCUUUCUUGCUGUGUGUAUUACUUUCUCUGUGAUUAGCAUGUAUACCAUUCGGCGUUUUGGAAUUUAUAGCGUGGGGAAUGCAUUUAAGUCCACUUUCCAGCCGUGUUUUGAGGUACCUGCUAGUUUGGGCCAGUGGGUUAGGCCACCGUCAAAUCUGAUGCACACGAUGAAUGAUCAAGAGCUAUUGUGGAGAGCUUCCUUUGUGCCUAGAAUAAGAACUUAUCCUUUCAAUAGAGUUCCGAAGAUUGCAUUUAUGUUCUUGACUAAAGGGCCAUUGCCACUAGCACCUCUUUGGGAGAGGUUUCUUAAUGGACAUGAAGGGCUUUAUUCAAUUUAUGUUCAUUCGUUGCCUUCAUUUGAACCUAAGUUUCCCACUUCAUCGGUUUUUUAUGGCAGACAUAUUCCUAGCCAGAUCUCUGAAUGGGGAAGAAUGAGCAUGUGUGAUGCUGAGAGAAGACUCCUAGCCAAUGCAUUGCUUGAUGUCUCCAAUGAAUGGUUCAUUCUUCUUUCUGAAUCAUGCAUUCCACUCUAUAAUUUCAGCGUCAUAUAUCAGUACAUCAAGAAUUCCAGAUACAGCUUCAUGGGUGCAUUUGAUGACCCUGGGCCAUAUGGAAGGGGACGAUACAACAUGAACAUGGCACCUGAGGUGAAUAUAACCCAAUGGCGUAAGGGAUCUCAAUGGUUUGAAGUUAACAGAAGACUUGCCAUCAACAUUGUUGAAGAUACAAAAUUCUACCCAAAAUUUGAACAAUUUUGUAGACCUGCCUGUUAUGUGGACGAGCAUUAUUUUCCUACAAUGCUAAACAUUCAAGCAGGGAAUAUGCUGGCAAAUAGAAGCAUCACUUGGGUGGACUGGUCAAGGGGAGGAGCUCACCCAGCUACCUUUGGAGGAGCAGACAUCACGGAGGAAUUCUUUAAGAGGAUUCUUGAGGGUCGUCGCUGCAGUUACAAUAACCGGAACUCUACAAUUUGUUUUCUUUUUGGAAGAAAAUUUGCUCCAAGUGCUUUGGAGCCUCUGUUACAUUUAGCACCAAAGGUUUUGGGGUACUAAAUAAAUAAAUACACGGGCAAAUAGAAACGUUGAUGGAAUCACCCAUUGCAGAUAUGUUGCAGCCAUGUAAAUUUCAUUUUUUUGGCAAAUAGGUAAUAUAAAUAUGCAUAUAUUUGUUAUGUAACAAUUUUGCAUUUCAGUUUUGCAUACUUCUAUGGCAGUUCCGAUUGUCCCCAUUAUAUGAAGCUGUACAGAGAGCUUACAAACAGUUUUAACAUGCAUUUAUAUUUUCUUCUUUCUUUUAUUAUAUCAUUUUGUUGUGUGUUUUGAAUUACAAGUCUGUCCUUCCGGAGUACAUAAAUUGUCUGUUACGUUUUACAUCGAACGCUUAAAAACCCGGGAGACCACAAUUUCCCUUUUUAUUUUUUAUUUUUAUCUUUAUUUUGGUUGAGUAAAAGAAAAACGUGGAAGAAAUGGUUACUUGAGCCACCUUGUGACAAAUUGAGAAUACAACAAAGUUGGUUCUGAACGGACACGGCGGUCAUAGAUACAUCAAUUGAAGGACAUUUUCGUAACAACACAAUCGCAAAAUCAAAAUGGAUACCCUCGAGGAAUGUUCUGGAAAACACAUUAAAAUCAGAAAAGAACAACGAAAGAAUAAAUCCCACCUUACACUUGUCAUAUCUUUUAUCUUGUAAUCAAACGAUGCCUUUCCCAUAAAGAAAUCUCUGCACAUUGUUGGCCUAACCUGAGCGUCAAAAAGUUGGUAACCAGUGGGCCGUUUGGAUUGCGCGAUUGUGGCGGUUCUCUUUUAUGAGUCCCUUCCAAGCCCCGCGACAGCGUCCCUUCGACAUCGCGUGUCGACACGCGCACGAACCGUGAUGAUUGAUGACCCACUCGUACUUCCCCCCGCACUCACAGUGUGGUUUAUAAUCUUCUUCAGCUAAGAGAAUUUUGGAAUAUAUUCUCCAAAGAAAACCCCUUUGCUUAAGCUAAGUCAAGUAUACGGCGUCGUGUCCUGUGUCCUGUGUCCUGUGUCGUGUCCUGUCCACCCCACCCAAAUGAAAUUGCGGACCGCAUAUUGAGGGUGGGCUUUGCCUUGGUCCAAUCAUGCCCACAUGGGUGUUAAGAAAAACUAGUGGGGGCCCACAUGAAAAAAUAACAGCUGUCGCUCGUAUAAUUGCAAGGCUGUACAAACGGGCAGCUGUCCGUCCUGCCCUAAAUCCCUCGGUCUUUUUCCUUUCCUUCUCUCUCUGCUAUAUAUACUACACUCACCAUUUCUGCAUCUUCGUCUGCGCGAAACUCUCUACCAUUGUCUCAAAACCCUAGAGAAAAACAGCGCGAAAGCUUUUGCAUUCACCAAUGGCCAACUCCAAGUCUUCUCUUGUAGCUCUCAUGGCGGUUCUCUUUGCCGUCCUGUCUUGCAUGGUAGCUGCUGAGGUCGCCGAGGCUCCGGCUCCUAGUCCCCUCUCCCCAGCCGUCUCGAUCUCCCCGUCUUUCGGCUCUGUUUGCGUUGCUGCCGUUGUGGCUGCGGUGUUCGGUUCUGCGCUCAGGGUUUGAGAAUUGGUAUUUGGUUAUGGGGUUGAGUAGUGUGGAUGGUGGUGGUGUAGAGCGGUUGGAUUUGAUAUGUAGGGAUUAUUUUUUGGUUUUAUUAGGUAUUUGAGAUCAUAUUAUUAGUAGUUGUGAUGGAUGUUUAGAAUGGUAGUGACUGGUUUUGUGGUUGACAGAUUAUAUUUAUAUGUAAUGCUCUUGGAUUUAUUAUAUUUUGACGAUUAUUCGUAAAUAAUCGGAGAUUUUAUUUUAUUUAUAUUUA
Molecule: messenger RNA, 3512 nt
Organism: Ziziphus jujuba (common jujube)
Lineage: Eukaryota; Viridiplantae; Streptophyta; Magnoliopsida; Rosales; Rhamnaceae
Product: glycosyltransferase BC10
Exons: 3
Coding region: 602-1759 (385 amino acids)
Cellular component (GO): membrane
Molecular function (GO): glycosyltransferase activity
Source: RefSeq, a predicted model, not a curated record